This is a messenger RNA of Cylas formicarius (sweet potato weevil), 2039 nucleotides long. RefSeq names its product zinc finger protein OZF-like. The transcript has 3 exons. Gene Ontology annotation, biological process: regulation of transcription by RNA polymerase II. Gene Ontology annotation, cellular component: nucleus. NCBI's taxonomy places the organism in Eukaryota, Metazoa, Arthropoda, Insecta, Coleoptera, Brentidae. Gene Ontology annotation, molecular function: zinc ion binding; RNA polymerase II cis-regulatory region sequence-specific DNA binding; DNA-binding transcription factor activity, RNA polymerase II-specific. The record is from RefSeq and is a predicted model, not a curated record. The coding region runs from base 154 to 1578 and encodes 474 amino acids.
GCUGGAAAAUGGGCGAAUGGCCACCACUAUCUUGCCCAGCCAAGAACAUGUUGUAUUUUCUCUCUCUUAUUCUAAGCCUGUUUAUUUAGUAAACAACAUUGGGGUGUUUUGUAAAUCGUUAAACGAUGUAUUAUUAAAUGAUUACUCAGGAAAAUGUCGGCGAAAAUAUGUAGGUUCUGUCUUCGCGAGACAGAUACUGAGAUAAACAUUUACAAAAACAAUUUCUCCGUUGUCGUCGAGUUGUUAACCUCUCUGAAAAUAAGAGCCAACGAUCACUUGCCGGAAAUUUCGUGUACAAAAUGCGCCCAAGAUAUAAGAUUCGCGUUUCUUAUACGAAAAAAAAUUAUCAAUUCCCAGAAGGUUCUAAAGGCGAAAUUAGCGAAAGAUACCAAGAUAGGGCCCGCCGUGCAGGUUAAAAUAGAGCCCGAGUUGGUAUUAGUGGACACGAAAGCUAGUGUAAGUUUAGAUUCUGCACCCAACGAGGAAAAUAAGGACCCAAUACUACUGAAAAAUAAAAACGAGUUUAUGAAAUGUCUUCAGCCUUUGGUGAACACGCACAAAGUCCCCAAUGUGGACGACGUGGACAAAAUAAAGGGACAGUUGAAUGAAGUGUACAUUUGUAAAGUUAAUGGACUGAAUAAAAAGGUAUUAAAACCCGAAGGCAGCAAUAACUUGCAGAAACGCAAUGUCUCGGUAGCAAAAAUGCAACCAGAAAUUUGUGAUAAAACUGUGCCGGAUUGCUCUCUUAAACCCAGCAAUAACCAGGGCAAAACUAAAGAUUUGAAAUGUGAAGAGUGCAAUUUGGUAUUCAAGAACAGGCCCUAUUACAGAUUGCAUUUGGCCAAACACAACAAAAAAACGUGCGAAUUGUGCGGGAAGAGUCUCCGCGCGGACAACAUGUACAAACACAUGAUGAUACACUCCAGCGACCCGGCCACUUGCAACGUGUGCGGCGCGAUGUGCAAAAAUUUUGAAAGCUUGAGGGGUCACAUGUUUUACUGCCAUAAGAAAAGCGAUACGGAAUAUGUUUGCGAGCAGUGUGGCAAAUCGUUUCGGAGGAGGUCCAACUUUUUGCUGCAUCGGAAGAAGUCGCACGGCGGCGAGAGGAACUUCAAGUGUACCGAAUGUGGAAAAGCGUUUUUUCAAAAGAUGUUCCUCCAAAACCACAUCAGGUCGAUCCACGAGAAACGACGCCCUCACGUGUGCGAAUACUGCGGCAAGGGGUUCGCCAGCCGUCACGGUUUAAGGACCCACGUCCGCCAGCACACCAACGAGGCGCCCUUCAUCUGCACGAUAUGCGACUCCGGGUUCAGGCAGAAAGUGACGCUAAAGUGUCACCUGAAAUCGAAGCAUGGCAUAGAGGAGGAGUGCAAAGUUUUCUGCGAGACCUGCGGCAGAGGUUUCGCUACGGAACUCGCGUUGGGAGUCCACGUGAGGCUCCACCAGUUGAUCAAGUGUCCCAACUGUUCGGAGAAUUUCGCGGAGCAGUCGUUUCUCGAUAACCACGCGAAAGAGGUGCACGGUGUGGGCGUGGAGGAAGACGACCAGACUAGCAAUGGAAACGAUAAGAAGGAAUAAUUUUUAGAGUUCAUUUAAUGUCUGCCCCGUUAAAUACGAAACUAUGCUUGGACAUCUUGUUUAUUAUUGGAAUCGUAAUCUGCUGGCAACUGUUAAAAUUAUUCGGAACAAUUAUGUUUGCGGAGGUAAUUGCAAAGAGCUCAAAAUUAGAGGACGAACUUCUAAUCAAUUUUAUGGACCUUGCCAUUUAUCUCGCAAAGCAAUGGUAAUAUUUUACCUAUUGUAAGAGACUUCUGUGAUCAUUUUUUGAAUUUUGUUUUUAAUGACUUUGUGGUGUCGAUGGUGAUCGAGCCGAAGGGCGUUCUUUGGACAAAUAAAUUUAUAUUAAAAUAUCAAACCUUCAUAAUCGGUAUCCUGUAUCAGCUUGUGCAAUAUUUAUUAUAUCAUAGAUUAAAUCACCGUUUAACAAGAGAUUUUUUAUUUUAUGCUGAGAAUUAAUGUUGGUUGGUCUACUAACCUGC